UCUGCGCCUUUGUCUCCGGGCCCCCUCGGGCAGCGGUUCCGCCAGCCGGGCCCCCAUUGGCGGAGGGGCGAUAACGUGACCAGCGAGGCGGGCGGAGCCUGAGGUGCCGGUUGGAGCCGGUCCCUCGCGGGGCUAGCGUGCGGCAGGGAGGCUGAGCGCCCGGCGGGCUGGGCCCUGGGGGACGCGGAGCGGCCAGGAGUUGUCAAGCAGAAAUUCCAACACCAGAGCUCCUAAGUAACUGGCAUUCAUCAGGGCCAGAAAGUACAUCCUGUCUCACUGGAAUAACAGAAGGGGGCCUUCUGAAAGACGCUGGUUGAAAAGACUUGAUGCGUGUGCUCUUCUGGAAAAGAGAACCUACAGAAUUAGAGAGUCAUCUAAAAUGCUUGUCAAGGUUGGAAUUGAAUGCAGCAGUUCGACAGCCCUCUUUCUGCAGCAGACUCAGUGCAGGUGGACCCCUGCACAGAGGCUCACUGGCUUCAGUGGGGCUAGGUCCACCUGAAGUCAUUUGCAGGACCAAGGCCUUAAUUUGGAUAUUUGCAGUACCAUUUUUCAUGGUCUUGAACUUAAGUGUUUUGUUUUAAGAAGCAAGAGAGGGGGCUAUACCAACAGAAAAUUUGAAUUUAGAAAGUAUCAGGAUUCAUUUUGCAAUGGACCUUUGAAGUUAGCAAUCCCUGAUUCUUUCAGCUUGUUUAAGAGUGGAUCUCUGCAAGCAUAUACCCAGGAGGGGCAAAAAGGUUGUUUGUCUAGAUGUUCAAAUCUGGUGGAGUUCUAGUGUUAGAGAGCUUUCCCUUCACCCUCUCCCCUGGUUCUUGUCACAUAGACAGAAAGCAGAAGACCAGAAGUGCAGACAAUGCAAUGUUUAUUGGGGUUACUUUCCAAGCAAGCAUAUCCCUCAGCCCUUCACACCAGUCGAGCUUAGCUCUAUAUGCCGAUAGUCUGUUCCCCAGUGUUCUGUUCCCAGUUCUGAUGCCGCAGAGCAUUUACCCCGUGUCCCCCUUCCCAGCUCUCAAGAGUAGCAGCCGUGUUAGUCUGUAUCCGCAAAAAGAAAUGGAGUACUUGUGGCACCUUAGAGACUAACAAAUUUAUUUGAGCAUAAGCUUUCGUGAGUUACAGCAAGUGAGCUGUAGCUCACGAAAGCUUACGCUCAAAUAAAUUUGUUAGUCUCUAAGGUGCCAGAAGUACUCCAUUUCUUUCCAGCUCUGACGCCGUAGAGCGUUUAUCCCAUGUCCCCCUUCCCAGCUCUGACGCUGCAGAGCCUUGCCUGUGUCCCUGUUCCCAUUUUGCCCCCCUUAGCGAACAUGAUUCCAAUUUCCCUUCCCCCUACUUCCUGUUUGACCCAGUUUAUAUAAUAAUAUUUUCAGCUAUACCUUAACCGAUCAUUUUACUGAAUUUAACUAACCAAUCCUAAUAUAUUGUAACAUAAUUCUCUAACCAAUUAUAUCCCACUAGCCUAAUUAACUUACACCUAUCAGAAUUAAUUAUACAAUAGACAGAAACAAUUAGAGAACCAGACAGAUUAACAAUAGAAAAGUGGGGGCCAUAAAGAUAAAACAAUACAGAAAUGAGGGUUUCACAACCAUUAAUGAGUGAUUUCUUGCCAGACAGGAUGCUGUCAAACUAAGUUUUCUUUAACCAUCUUAAGAUCUGUUUCUUUAUCUGGUGGUGAUGGGCACUGUCAGGACAGGAUUGUCUUCCUAACAGCCCAAUACCACCUUAUUUCAAUGUGACUAGUUUGGAAUGUGAGGGUAUGACCCUAGACUUCCCAUCUUAUGGCUGCCCCUGCUGCUUAGCCAAAGGCCUUAGACUAAGAACAAGGCUUCAGACUAUCCUCGUGAGAGAAGGCCCAUACACAGGUGGACUGUGAUUUUGAUUCUUUGUUUUUAUACUCCUGUAACUAACUAAAUGAUAAAAAUACACCCAAGUUCUUAAGUAUAGGCCUUUACAGGCAGGCCUGACUAUCUGUACUCUAACAUCUAGCAUUUUGAUUCUCUGAUAUUUGAUUUGUCUUUAGGGGUGGACAAUAGCUAUCUGAGUCCUCCUUCAAUUGCUUUUCAUUAAGAGGUUCCUAGAAACAGCCCACUGUCUCCUCAUUUCAUAAAAAUUGGCUUCAGCAAAGUGAGAGGUUUUUUCCAUCCAUUCCAUCUCCCUUAAAUCUUGUAGAAGGACCAGGGAAACAGUUCGGUUUAGUCCUGUGGCUGCUUGCCUUUUAAACCCUUUGGAGUUGAGGCACCCCAAAGAUUACCAGACAAAAGUAUACUUUCUAAUCAGUUUGCCCAGCUCUAGCAUCUUGUAACUUUGGAUUAGUAGCAUCCAGAGUAUGGAUAUUAAUGUUAUUUGGCAAUAUUUUAUUAGCUUGUCCCAGAUAGUAGAAUUUGUACUCUUGUAAUGGAAACUAUUACCUCUUUGUAUGUCAAUGUUGAAAAAAAUAUUGAAAUGGACUAAAUUAUAUCUUGCAUUUCUUGAAAUCAUGCAGAUUCCUCCCACAUAGCCAUUUAGCAGGAAACUAUAGCAUUGCCACCCAGUAUUAGGGAUAAGUUCUUUUAUGUGGUUUCCUUUUUGUUUGUCUUUCGUAUGGGUUUGGCAUGGUGCAGAAAACUUGACCUUCAGAUUGUUUCUGAGUAUAUUGUUGUUGCAGCUGAAAAAUGGAGAACAUGCUGAAUUAGAGAAUGUGCUUGUAAAGCAUACACUUUAAACAGGUCACAUCAGCAAUGGGGUAAGAAUUCUGAUUAAGGCUGACCUACUUGCUCUCUAUUCAAAAUAGUCUCAGCUACUUCAACUGUACUCCCAAUGUUUUCCCAUGCAGAAUGAAGAUAAAUGCAAAGAUGGCAUGUCCAAGGAAUUUUAAAAGGUGUAGACCUCCUGAUUGAAGAUGGUUGUGUAUCUUAUUCUGUUUAACUAGUAAAUUGCUGCUGUCCUACAGGUGAAAGUCAUGAUUACGCUAACUGAACUCAGAUAUUUAGCAGACGCUCAGUCAUCCUACCACAUAUUAAAACCAUGGUGGGAUGUCUUCUGGUAUUACCUCACCAUGAUUAUGCUGCUAGUCGCUGUACUGGCCGGGGCUCUCCAGCUCACUCAAACUAGAGUGUUGUGUUGUCUUCCUUGUAAGGUAGAAUUUGACAGUCAUUGUGCAGUGCCUUGGGAUUUGGUUAAAACGAACCUUAACGUGUCCUCUAGCUCUGCCACACAAAUAAUUCUCCCUUUGAGAAUCCAGAAUGAUCUUCAUCGGCAGCAGUAUUCCUAUAUUGACGCAGUGUGUUACGAAAGACAGCUUCAUUGGUUUGCCAAAUUUUUCCCAUAUCUAGUGCUUCUGCAUACUUUCAUUUUUGCAGCUUGCAGUAACUUUUGGCUCUACUAUCCUAGCACAAGUUCAAGGCUUGAGCACUUUGUAGCCAUUCUUCACAAGUGUUUUGAUUCUCCAUGGACAACACGAGCCCUCUCAGAAACAGUUGCUGAGCAGUCUGUGAAGAGUCUGCCACUAUCCAAAUCCAAAAUAUUGCUUUCAUCACCUGGCAGUUCAACGGAUACAGAGGCAAGCAGGCAGUCUCUGCCGUAUGCACAGCCUGGUUUAGAAACAACUGGAAGAGAGAACUCUUCGAGUGUUCUAGACAAAAAAGAAGGGGAACAAGCUAAAGCUAUAUUUGAAAAAGUGAAAAGAUUCAGAGUACAUGUUGAAGAGAAGGAUGUCAUAUAUAGAGUGUACAUGAAACAGAUUAUAAUCAAAGUCAUUGUAUUUAUAAUAAUAAUGAUUUAUGUCUCCUAUUAUUUAACUUUUAUUACACUUGAAAUUGAUUGUGUAAUUGAUGUUCAAGCCUUUACAGGUUACAAAAGGUACCAAUGUGUUUAUACACUUGCAGAAAUUUUUAAAGUAUUAGCUUCAUUUUAUGUUGUUUUAGUGACCUUCUAUGGCCUGACCUGCACUUACAGUUUGUGGUGGAUGUUGAGAAGUUCACUUAAGCAAUAUUCUUUUGAGAAGUUAAGAGAGAAAAGCAAUUACAGUGAUAUCCCUGAUGUAAAGAAUGACUUUGCAUUUAUUCUUCACUUAGCAGAUCAGUAUGAUCCACUUUAUUCACAACGGUUCUCAAUAUUUCUAUCUGAUUUGAGUGAAAACCGACUGAAACAGAUAAAUCUUAACAAUCAGUGGUCAGUGGAAAAACUGAAAAGUAAAUUAAUACGAAAUUCCCAGGACAAGAUGGAACUUCAUCUUUUCAUGCUAACUGGUCUUCCAGACAAUGUCUUUGAACUGACUGAAAUAGAAGUUCUAAGCUUGGAACUCAUUCCUGAAGCCAAGCUUCCUUCAACGGUGACUCAGUUAGUCAAUCUCAAAGAAAUGAAUAUUUAUCAUUCAUCAUUAACUGUGGAUUACCCAGCACUAAACUUUCUAGAAGAAAAUCUGAAAACACUGCGUCUAAAAUCUAGUGAAAUCGGAAGGAUUCCACUUUGGGUCUUUCAUCUAAAAAACCUCAAGGAAUUAUGUUUAACAGGAUGUUUUGUGCUAGAUUACCACAACUCUAUAUACAAUGAAGGCUUUCAGGAUCUAAAGAAUCUGAGAACAAUUUACUUAAAGAACAGCCUUUCCCGUAUACCUCAGGUGGUUACAGACCUAUUGCCUUCACUGCAAAACUUAUCUAUCAAUAAUGAGGGAAAUAAACUGGUAGUACUAAAUAACUUGAAAAAGUUGGUAAACCUGAGAACCUUGGAGUUGAUCUCCUGUGAUUUAGAGCGCAUUCCACAUUCUAUUUUUACCCUAAACAAUUUGUCUGAAAUAGACUUAAAAGAGAAUAAUCUCAGAACAGUGGAAGAAAUAAUGAGCUUUCAACAUCUCAAGAACCUAUCUUGCUUAAAAUUGUGGCACAAUGCCAUUUCAUAUGUCCCUGUGCAGAUCGGUGCAUUAUCAAACCUGGAACAACUGUAUUUAAAUUACAAUAACAUUAAAAAUGUUCCACUGCAGCUAUUUCUUUGUAAAAAGCUACAUUAUUUGGAUCUUAGCUAUAACAAACUAACUUCUAUUCCGGAAGAAAUCAGUUAUUUGACAAAUCUGCAGUACUUCGCUCUGACAAAAAACCAUAUUGAGAUACUGCCAGAUGGAUUAUUUCAGUGCAAAAAGCUGCAAUGUUUACUUCUGGGACAUAACAGCCUGACGAGUUUGUCUCCUCGUGUCGGUCAACUGUUGAACCUUGUUCAGCUAGAGCUGAUUGGGAACUACCUUGAAUCGCUUCCUGCUGAACUAGAAGAAUGUCAGUCUCUGAAACGGAGUUGUCUAAUUGUAGAAGAAAGGUUGUUAAAAACGCUUCCACCUUGUGUGAGAGAGAGCUUGCAGACGUGCUUGGAUAAAUGCUAAAUGAGAUGAGAUUGUGUACAUCAACAAAUCCUUUAGGCCUUUGACUUACUAUCUGUGUAAAGAUAGGUGUAGGUGGAAAGAAGGAAGAGAGGUAACAAAUCAUUUGCAAUUCAGGGCUAAAUCUACCCAUAUUGCCCUGAGUCUUCUUUAUAAGAAAAGGAAAAAAUUGCAUUUGUCUUAAAACAAGCAAACAAAAGUGUAGACUUAGCAGACAGACACAUUUGUGAAUAACCUGAUAUGUAAGUGAUUGGGUUCACUGGCUGAUGUGCUUUCAGUAGUAAAUGUUUAUGGUCAUGAGUGUUGGGAUGGAAGAGUGGGUUGCUUGGCUGUAGAGUGUCUCUCUCAUUUUUUCAUGGAAAAUUUUAUUUCUUCUAAAAACAAUUUUAAAUGGCUUAAUCUGAUGUCAUAUUGGGAGCAAGGAUUACCUAGGUUUGUUUUUUCAGACAUAUACUCACCACUGACUUGGAGUAGCUUGUGUUAAGUUAAGAUAGUCCUAUUUAAAGUAGCACAAUUAACUGGUUCAUCGUGCAUUCUGAAAAUAAUUUUACAAUGUACUUUUACCGUUUUCAUGUUUUUUUCAUGUGACAAAAGUGUUGAACGUUAAACUUGUAACUUUGAAAGGUGCCACUUAACAAUUUUUGUCAAAACAGUUGGACAAGUAUUCUACACACCCUCCACAACCCCACUUCAAUAUUUUGUGUGUUUAAAGUAGAAGGACUGAGCUAAUUAAUCAUCGUUUGCCUAGUAGGUGGGAUUCAAAUAUAGCUUGUCUAAUUUUAAAAAUCAAUCUGAAGUACCCUAAGUAUUCAAGUAGCUACUGUUCAUGUAACAAAGGUACUUGCUUUGUUCACAUGUACUUAACUGAGACAACCUAAAUUGAUAAUUCCAUGGUAUCUACCUUCAUUGAUUGUAAUGGAAAAUGGAACACAGUGUAGCCAUGAAUUAUUUGAUGGGUUGUGGGGAUCCCAGGUGUUAGUGUGGUGUGUACUCCCACUUGCCACUUAACCUUCCAAUUAUUGACUCCCUCAAUGUUCCCUCCCACUUUCCCCCGCCCAUUGUGGUGUUAAUGUACUGGUGAAAAAUUUUCAUAGAAGAUUAAUGGAUAGACAGGGAAAGGUACAACCUUUUUAAAAAAAAAAAAAAAAAAGGGGGGGGGGGUGCCCAUGCGGUUCAGAAGUGCUUGUAAAAACACCAUAAGCUUUCUCUCUUCUGCUAAGUGGUAUGUGUCUACAUGGUGUGAGCUGAAGGGAAGCUUUUACUACCCUUUCCUUUAUUUAACAUACUCCAAACUGGAAGGAAAUUAAGUGGUUGCAGUUUUUAUAUAUUAUUUUCCUGUACACUUAGUUUCAUUAUCUACUUCUAAGUCUGCUCUUCUGGAAUUUAUCAUCUCAGCUAAGAACUUUGGAUUUUUCCUGUUAUGGUAUGUAUACACACACACAACCUGUUAGCAUGCAUUCAGGGAACACUAUUCUAAUGUGUUAAAAUUCAAAUGUAAAAUGCAGGCUAAUGUAUGUUUAACCAGAUACAACUACAUCUUACAAAAACACUAGAAACGUUGCCUUCUUAAGAUUCUUGAUGUUGAAUAAUUGUAAUCCCUGGUUUGUCAUUAAAUCAUUAGAGGAUGAGUUAAUAUAUCUAGUUUAUUUUUGGUCACUCUUUGCUCUCAUUCACAAUGGCAUUGUCUUGGAGUUAAGGUUUACCUUUUAAUUUAUAAAAAAAAAAAAAAAAUCGUAUACUUCGAUUCUGAUCCCCUACAUAAAAAUAGGAGAUGAUCUCUUUAGCUGUCUAACAGGUUAAUAUGUAUUCAUCAUACAAAUUGCAUUCCAAAGAACUUUCUAAAUAAAACGUUUUUCUCAGGGAACCAAACAUAUGGAACUUCAUGAAUUUUUGCAUAGCUUUUCAAUCUUUUGUUUUUAGUAGGUGCUGUACUGAAUGAAAAUUUUUGUAUCAACUGAUCAAUCACAUCUAAAUGUUAAGCAGUAUUUCUGGAAUAGUAUCUUUUUGUAACUUCCAUUUCUAGUUUUUCAAGUCAGAGUUCAAGAUAUAAUUUUCAUGUCUCAUGAUCGGUCCAAAGGUACUUGCAUAGUUCACAAACAGAGCUAGUCUUAGAAUACAAUUACAUCAGAGCGGAACAACUUGUGCCAUUAUCGAUAGAGUUGAGCUUAUAAUUACGGUAUAAAUGCCAUGUGUCAGGACAAUUUUAAAAUCACUUUGUGCUGGAAUUUGAUGCACAAAAUUUUGGCCUACAAAGUACUUUAAAAAUAAUUAUUAUUACAAAAGUGGAUUUUGUUUUUGGUACAAGUUUUUAGUCUUAAGCUUUAUUUCCUUCCUUUGUUGAAAAGCAGUAUUGAUAUUUAAAAGAGCAUAAGGUUAAACGUAACUGUUUGCACCAGACAUUUAAAACAAAAUUUUUACAGCUUUUUAGUUGUGUAAAUCCUUUUUCAUGAUUAGCACACUGACACAGCUUAACUAUGGCUUUGAUCUACUUAGUAUGCAUUUAUUUCAUCCAGAGUUUGUCCUUCCGAAGUGAACUAGACUAAUAGGAAAAUAAUAUAGAGGCUGAUCCUGCAUUCUUAAAAUGUGCAUAACUCCAAAAGAAGCUGGGGAAACUGUCUAAGAACUAUGGGAUUAGACCCACAAACACUGUUUCAUGGGUGGAGUCUUUUUUUAAAAAAAAACAAAAACCUACAGCUGUAGUGGAUGUGUCUAAUGUUUUUUCCCUUUAAAAAAGAAAAAUGAACUCAAAGCCUACAUCUUAAAGUAAUAUAAUAUAAAUGUUAUGUUACACCCUGACAAAAGCCAGGAAGUUUAAAGGCUAGCAUCUCUGGCCUCAACUCAUGCCACAGUGUGCCUUUUUUGUUUUCCUUUCUGUAUCCACGCACUCCCCUCCCUAACAUUUAAGAAUUGAGGAUGGAGGCAACCGUAACUGAAUUUCAUGAUGUCUAUUUCAGUCAUCAUUUAAACAUCAGUUUAACAUUGAACAUUUGUUCAGAAUGAAGAGAUCAUCAGGGAAUCAGUAUAUUAAUCCAAAUUCAUAACUACCCUACAACAAGCUGUGGUGACAUCUGCCCUAUUUGUAUAAACCAGUCCUGUUCAGCAAAAAAAGGCUUCUCAAUUUGUUUCAGUACUGUUGUGUUAUUUAUGUAUUUUGUAUUAAUUGUGACCUUGUAUAUUUUGGACAUUUCUUUGGCUGAAAAACUAUUAAAUUUUUUGCAGUACAA
Chelonia mydas (Green sea turtle) is the source of this 8559-nucleotide messenger RNA. It is a transcript of the gene LRRC8B, whose product is annotated as leucine rich repeat containing 8 VRAC subunit B. The record is from RefSeq and is a predicted model, not a curated record. The transcript is spliced from 6 exons. The coding region runs from base 2930 to 5338 and encodes 802 amino acids. Gene Ontology annotation, molecular function: protein binding. Lineage: Eukaryota; Metazoa; Chordata; Testudines; Cheloniidae.